Molecule: messenger RNA, 1760 nt
Organism: Ipomoea triloba (trilobed morning glory)
Lineage: Eukaryota; Viridiplantae; Streptophyta; Magnoliopsida; Solanales; Convolvulaceae
Product: auxin-responsive protein IAA8-like
Exons: 8
Coding region: 281-1312 (343 amino acids)
Biological process (GO): regulation of DNA-templated transcription
Cellular component (GO): nucleus
Molecular function (GO): protein binding
Source: RefSeq, a predicted model, not a curated record
AGCAUUGAGUUUCACAUCGGGACAGCAAAAAAGCUUUUGUAACUUUCUGCCAAAUGGAGGGUCCCUAGUUUCUCUCUCCUUUCUCUGCUCUCUCCCUGUUUCUGCAUAGCGAAAUUCUCACUACUGUACUCUCAUCAUCAUCAUCUUCUUCUUCUUGUUCUACCACCGGAAAUCGAUCCAGAAGCUUCUUUUGCAGAUUUUCCUUUGGUUUGAUUCAAUUGCAUAGAUCUAUUCUUCGUUUUUUUUACUGAAAGGAAUUGAAGGAUAACUUAAGAAGCCGAUGUCUCCACCACUGCUUGGUGUUGGGGAGGAGGAUGGCCAAAGCAAUGUUACGCUCAUGGCUUCUCCAAUCUCCUUAGAUAGUGUAUGCCAGAAUGGACCAGAGCUCAAAGAGUGGAACUAUAUGGGAUUGUCUGACUGUUCAUCAGUGGAUAGCUCCACUAUUUCUACCACAUCAGAAAACAAUAGUGGCCGUGGACUGAAUUUGAGGGCAACUGAGCUGAGACUUGGACUUCCUGGAUCACAAUCUCCACAGAGGGAUUCCGAGCCUAGCACAAAGCUUGAUGAGAAGCUACUGUUCCCACUGCACCCUGCCAAGGAGAGUAACUUUACUCUAUCACAGAAGACAGUGGUUACUGGGAAUAAAAGAGGGUUUUCUGAUGCUAUGGAUGGGUUCUCAGAGGGAAAGUUUCUCUCCAAUUCAGGUGUCAAAACAGGCUCUAUGAAUGAGAGCCUAGGCACGCAACAGGCUAAAAUGAAAGAGGUUGUAACCCAAAACACAAUGCAAGAGAGGCCUCGAGCCACUGAUGAGGACAUUCCGAACCGAGUUGGAGGCGGUGCCCCUGCAACAAAGGCUCAGGUCGUAGGUUGGCCACCAAUUAGAUCUUACAGGAAGAAUACAUUAGCUUCUGCCUCAAAGAACACUGAAGAAGUUGAUGGAAAAGCAGGACCUGGUGCCCUUUUUAUUAAGGUCAGCAUGGAUGGUGCUCCUUAUCUGAGGAAAGUGGACCUGAGAAUGUACUCUGCAUACCAGGAACUCUCUUCUGCUCUUGAAAAGAUGUUCAGCUGCUUUACCAUUGGUCAAUAUGGAGCUCAUGGAAAAGAGAUUUUAAGUGAGAGCAAAUUGAAGGAUUUGCUUCAUGGAUCUGAAUAUGUCCUCACUUAUGAGGAUAAGGAUGGCGAUUGGAUGCUUGUUGGUGAUGUUCCUUGGGAGAUGUUCAUUGAUACCUGUAAGAGGAUGAGAAUCAUGAAGAGUUCGGAUGCCAUUGGACUGGCCCCAAGGGCCAUGGAAAAAUGCCGAACCAGGGUAUAGGCAAUAUCUACACAUGAUUGAAGCUAUCCAUCCAUCCGACAGAUAUCACAGAGGAAGCAAUGGGUGAUCUUAAAACUUGAUCCUUGUUUGAGUUGAUACACUCACCAACUGGAUGUUGGCUUUGGAUAGCACAUCAUGGGUAGAUUGGUUUACCUCAUUGUUAUAUUUACAUUCUCGUAAUUGAUGUUACCUAAGCUUUGCAUCCUGUCUAAUACGGAGUACAGAACUUGCUAGAACCCUUCUGGGAGUUCAUCUUAGACUCGCAAUGUGUGGGGUGAAUUUGUGAGUUCUUUUAGAUGAAUAGUAUUAGUAUGUAAAGCGAAUUGUUGAACUUAUGUGUGUACUCAAGUACUAAGUUUGCUGUUAGCUUGAUUCCUUGUCUGUGCACCAAAACACCAAGUUUCUUUACUUUGCAUAUGAAUAAAUGUGUGCUUGUUAUUCUUGCUGA